CAAGUCUCUUGCGUCAAGCACCUCCCGCCCUUCGAAUAGCCCCGACAUGCCAUUCCAGCGCAGAGUAAUCGGGAGCCAAUCGCCGUUUGGUCGAACUUCGAUGGUGAGGCCCGGACCCAGGAGGCCAACGAUGACUGGUAUGACUAUGUGGGUGAGAUCUUCGCGGACGAGUAUCCCACGGAGCUGGCGGCUUACCAAGGGGUUGGUGAGGUGCCAGCGGCUGUGAGGUGCUCAAUGCGAGACGGCAGGGGUAGAAGUGAAUUGGUUUGUUUCGCCUCUGCCCAUCUUGGGUUAUGCAUGUCCUUGUUGGCCAUUGGGUUGCGCCGCAGAUACUGGGUUCAG
Ilyonectria robusta is the source of this 342-nucleotide messenger RNA. RefSeq lists its product as uncharacterized. The coding region runs from base 47 to 226 and encodes 59 amino acids. Lineage: Eukaryota; Fungi; Ascomycota; Sordariomycetes; Hypocreales; Nectriaceae. The record is from RefSeq and is a predicted model, not a curated record. The transcript has a single exon.